Messenger RNA from Egretta garzetta (little egret), 6139 nucleotides. It is a transcript of the gene DHX29, whose product is annotated as DExH-box helicase 29. The record is from RefSeq and is a predicted model, not a curated record. Gene Ontology annotation, molecular function: ATP binding; RNA binding; RNA helicase activity. Gene Ontology annotation, cellular component: intracellular anatomical structure. The coding region runs from base 74 to 3910 and encodes 1278 amino acids. The transcript is spliced from 26 exons. Lineage: Eukaryota; Metazoa; Chordata; Aves; Pelecaniformes; Ardeidae. Gene Ontology annotation, biological process: translational initiation.
AAAAACUUACAGUUUUAGUUCAACAACAGAUUCCAGUGCUGCUGCAAACCUCGAUAAAUCUGUUCUUAAGGUAAUGAUAAAUGGUAAUCUGGAGAAAAGGAUUAUUGAUGUAAUCAAUGACCAUAAAAAACAAAAUGAUGACAAAGGAAUGAUUUCCAAAAGACUUACUACUAAGAAACUACAGGAUGUAUAUAUGGCUUUACAAAGAUUCUCUUUUAAGACUGAGCACAUUGAGGAAGCAAUGAAAAAUACACUUCUAUAUGGUGGUGAUCUUCACUCUGCACUUGACUGGCUUUGUUUAAACCUUCCUGAUGAUGCCUUGCCUGAAGGUUUUAGCCAGCAGUUUGAAGAACAGCAACAGAAACCUAGAGCAAAAUUUUGUUCUCCUGCAUCACGACAUGAACCUCCACCUCGCAUAGCAGAUAACAAGAAGAAAGAAAAUGGCCCUGAAACUAAGGAGAGGAAUGUGGGGAAAGAGAAAGAAGUGACUAUGAAGGAAUGGAUUUUGCGAUACGCUGAACAACAGAGUGAUGAAGAGAAGAAUGAGUCUGUGAAAGAGACAGAUGAAGAAAAGUUUGACCCAAAUGAGAGGUAUGUACAUCUGGCUGCCAAGCUUUCAGAAGCAAAGGAACAAGCAAGUGUCUCCAAGCAAGACAAAGACAAGCAAGGCCAGAAGGUAGCACAGGAGAAAAUAAGAAGAAUUCAGCAAGAAAUGGCAAUACUUGAAGAACAUCCAGUAUUUAAUCCGGCUAUAAAGAUUUCAAACCAACAACAAAAUGAAAAGAAAAAAAAUCCCUCACCUCCACCUCAAGAAACCACUUUGAAUUUGAGCUUGCUUGAAAAACCUGAUGGUGCUGCAAAGGAGGACAAAGUGAAAAAGAAAGAACCGCUAGAUGUAAGAAAUUUUGAUUAUAGUGCUCGAAGCUGGACUGGUAAAUCUCCAAAACAAUUUUUGAUUGACUGGUGCAGGAAGAAUUUUCCCAAGAGCCCAAAUCCGGCUUUUGAAAAGGUUCCUGUUGGAAAAUACUGGAAAUGUAGGGUCAGGAUUACAAAAUCAGCAGAUGAUGUAAUGGCUAUGUGUCCUACAAUCGUAACAGAAGACAGUAUGCAAGCACAACACCUAGCUGCUACUUUGGCACUCUAUCAUUUAACCAAAGGACAAUCCGUUCAUCAGUUACUGCCUCCUACCUACCGAGAUGUCUGGCUAGAAUGGAGGGAUAUUGAAAAGAAAAAGGAAGAAGAAAACAAGAUAGAAACCAACAAACCCCGUGAUAACUUUAUUGCUAGAUUAUUAAACAAAUUGAAACAACAACAACAGCUGCAAUCUGAAAACCAACCAAAAGUAUCGGAUGGUCCUGAAGAUUCCUGGGAAAACCUAGUUUCUGAUGAGGACUUCAGCAAUCUCUCCCUUGAAACCUCCAACACAGAUAACUUGGAACCUUCAAGGAUUUUGUUCAAAAAGCUGCAAAGUUCCUCCAGAUACCAGAGGCUUCUGAAAGAGAGACAGGAGUUACCUGUGUUUAAGCACAGAUACUCGAUUGUAGAAACUCUUAAAAAACACAGAGUAGUUGUUGUGGCUGGUGAAACAGGCAGUGGGAAGAGUACCCAGGUGCCCCAUUUCUUGUUAGAAGACUUGUUGCUAGAUGAAGGAUCCAACAAAUGUAAUAUUGUUUGCACACAACCCCGAAGAAUCUCAGCAGUGAGUCUGGCAACCAGGGUUUGUGAAGAGCUAGGCUGUGAAUCAGGACCGGGAGGAAAGAAUUCCCUCUGUGGAUAUCAAAUUCGUAUGGAAUCAAGAACAGGAGAAGCCACCAGACUACUGUACUGUACAACAGGUGUCCUGCUUCGGAAACUUCAAGAAGAUGGUCUUCUUUCAAGUGUAUCUCAUGUCAUUGUAGAUGAGGUACAUGAAAGAAGUGUCCAGUCUGAUUUCUUGUUAGUUAUUCUGAAGGAGAUCUUGCAUAAGCGUUCAGACCUGCACCUGAUUUUAAUGAGCGCUACUGUAGACAGCGAGAAGUUUUCCAGCUAUUUCUCACACUGUCCCAUUUUAAGGAUCUCGGGGAGGAGUUACCCUGUUGAGAUUUUCCAUGUUGAAGAUGUAAUUGAAGCAACUGGCUAUGUUCUGGAGAAAGACUCAGAAUAUUGUCAGAAGUUCCUAGAGGAGGAGGAGGAAGUAACAAUAAAUGUUUCUAGCAAAGGAGGAGGCACUAUGAAGUAUCAGGAGUGUGUCCCAAUCCAGUCUGGGUCUGGUAUAGAGUUGGCUCCUUACUAUGCAAAGUAUAGCAGUCGUACACAGCAGGCUAUCUUCUAUAUGAACCCUUACAAGAUCAACCUUGAACUUAUUUUGGAGCUGCUUGCAUACUUAGAUAGAAGUCCCCAGUUCAAGAACAUUGAGGGUGCUGUGCUGAUCUUUUUACCAGGCCUUGCCCAUAUCCAACAGCUGUAUGAUCUCAUUUCAACUGACAGAAGGUUUAACUUGCGUGACAGGCACAGGUUGAUAGCUUUGCAUUCUGUUCUUUCAACUCAGGAUCAAGCAGCUGCAUUUACAAUACCUCCUCUUGGUAUUAGAAAGAUUGUUUUGGCAACCAAUAUAGCAGAGACAGGUAUUACGAUACCAGAUGUUGUCUUUGUAAUUGAUACUGGGAGAACAAAAGAAAAUAGGUACCAUGAAAGUAGUCAGAUGAGUUCCCUGGAGGAGACCUUUGUUAGUAAAGCUAGUGCUCUGCAGCGACAAGGAAGAGCUGGGCGUGUUAGGGAUGGAUUCUGCUUCCGAAUGUACACAAGAGACAGGUUUGAAAGUUUCAUGGAAUAUUCUGUUCCAGAAAUACUGCGUGUGCCUUUGGAGGAAUUAUGCCUUCAUAUAAUGAAAUGCAAUCUUGGCUCUCCUGAAGAUUUCCUUUCCAGAGCAUUAGACCCACCACAGCAGCAAGUAAUUGGUAAUGCAAUGAACCUGUUGAGGAAGAUUGGGGCUUGCCUGUUAAACGAGCCCAAGUUGACUCCAUUGGGCCAGCACCUUGCAGCCCUUCCUGUCAAUGUAAAGAUUGGCAAAAUGCUUAUAUUUGGUGCUAUAUUUGGCUGCUUGGAUCCUGUGGCAACUCUGGCUGCUGUUAUGACAGAAAAAUCCCCAUUUACUACACCAAUUGGUCGAAAAGAUGAAGCAGAUCUUGCAAAAUCAUCUCUAGCAAUGGCAGUUUCAGACCAUAUAACAAUCUACAACGCUUAUCUGGGGUGGAAAAGGGCUCGGCAAGAAGGGGGGUAUCGUGCUGAAAUGACUUACUGCAGAAGAAAUUUUCUUAAUAGGACUUCACUGUUAACUCUGGAGGAUGUGAAGCAAGAACUCAUUAGGGUGGUGAGAGCAGCUGGGUUCACAGCACCUACAACGCAACGUGGAUGGGAUGGAAAUGGAGCCACACAGUCCAUGUCUCUCCACGAAAUAGCUCUUCUUAAAGCUGUGUUGACUGCAGGGCUGUAUGACAACGUGGGAAAAAUAAUAUAUAUGAAGUCUGUGGAUGUCACAGAGAAGCUGGCUUGUGUGGUAGAAACUGCUCAGGGUAAAGCACAGGUGCAUCCAUCCUCUGUAAAUCGAGACUUACAGACAUACGGAUGGCUCCUUUACCAGGAGAAGGUGAGGUACACCAAGGUGUAUUUGAGAGAGACUACUUUAAUAUCGCCCUUUCCCAUUUUGCUUUUUGGUGGGGAUAUAGAAGUCCAGCAUCGGGAGCAUCUCCUUACAGUUGAUGGCUGGAUCCAUUUUCAGGCUCCGGUAAAGAUAGCAGUAAUUUUCAAACAGCUGAGAGUUCUCAUUGAGUCUGUUUUAAAGAAGAAGCUUGAAAAUCCUAAAAUGUCACUUGAAGAUGACAAGGUCUUGCACAUCAUCAAAGAACUGAUAAAAACAGAGAAUGGUAACUGAAACCAGAAAUCAGUAACAAAGAGCUUCAGUAAUGGCAGGGGAUAUUUACUUCUGUUGAAACCGAAAGUGUUUAAAUGCUUAGUGUGGUUGAUACCAGCCAUGAUGUGGAAAGACUGCAUGAUUUUGCUUAGAAUUUACUUUUAUCACUUUUAAAGAUAAACGUUGAAUAUGUUUGAGUCUUUACAAUACAUUUGGUGCCAUCAGUCUGACUGUAUGAAUGAUGGAUGGAAGCAGUUUCUCUUCAGUGUGAAAAGGGCUGUGGUGAAUUCCUCUUUUGUUUCAUGUACUAAUCAUACCAUCACUGGUGGUGCAGACUGUAGUAAUGAUUAAAAAUUGGGUCCUGAAUCUCAGUUGAGUAGAAUUCUAUUAGAUGUGUGCAAACAGAAGCAAACGUUUCUUAUGUGGGUUUCCUAAGCGGUGAUUUUUUUAUCUAUGAAUUUACAGUAUUAAAGCAAUACAUCUUAUAGAUGUCUUCAUUUUUCUGUAUGGCUUACAGUAAGAAGUUGCAUGGACUGUUGUGGUCAGGUGCUCAGCUGACAAGUGUACUGACCAGCAGCCCUUCCCCAUCCUCUGCCUUUUCUUGUGCUUGUUCCUCCCUAUUCACCCUGAUCCUUGUCUCUCCUUGCUACUGUAGUAAGUUUGCCUUUCCCUUUCAUAUGUUGUUUUGCACGGUCCUGUAAGCCCCCUCAAAUGAUGAUCAUUGCUUAGGGACAUGGUUUAGUGGUGGGAUGGCAGUGUUAGGUUAACGGUUGGACUUGAUGAUCUUAAAGGUCUUUUCCAGCCUAAACAAUUCUGUGAUUCUAUGAUCAUGUUUUUCCCCCUUCAUUGAUCAAUGUUCAGGUUGACUCUCCUCAAGGCUGUACCAGAGCUGUUCCUUUAAUGGCUCAUCAAUCAGUGGCUGAAGCCUUCUGGUCUUCAUUAUCCUCUCCUAUCACUUGCUCCUUAGUGUUUGUGUGUCUGUGUGUUCCUUGGUUUUUUAUUUCCUUUAUUCUGAAUACUCCUUAACCAGAUAGCUUAAUGAACCAGAGGCUUUUACAUUCCACCUAUCCACACCAUUUACAAUUAGGAAGUGAAUUUUAGACCACCAACUCAGCUUUCAAGAAUGAGGAGUAUUUGGGGGGGGAAGAGUUUGCCAUUAAACAAUUUCAGUUCAGGCAGAAACUCUGUAUGUACAGGCAGAGGCAUAGUGCAGAAGAUAAUUUUUGUUUUAAUAUCAAAGAUACAGAUUUUGUGCAGCAGAGGUUAGUGUACAGAAAGGGCACUGAGGGAAAUGCAAAAUAUGUGGAGCUAUCCAAUUAGACUGUUGUAGCAAAACUGGUGGUACUGCUGUGCUGAGAGAAACAGGCUGAAAGUGAACCAGCUUGUGUGUGUUAACCCUACACUCAAUGGUGGAAGAGGCAAGUUCUCCUAUUACUAGUUUGCGAAGAACUUUGAGGGAAAAGUGAUCACAUCUGUUAUCCUUUUAUGAAUUGUAAACUAGUAGUAGUUCUGGUUUCCUAGAAAAGACAGGAACUGUCUUUGACAGGAAUUGUCCUUGAGUUGUUCUCCCUUAUAUAGCUGUGAUGCAUAGAGAGGUUUUGUUCCAUAUAUCAUUCAUGUGUGGUAAUGUUGAAAUUCAGGGGCACUCUUUGUGUUCCUCUAGCAUGCCCUGCUCUGUAAUCUUUUAAAGAAACAGCUGCUUUCAGUUGUUACUAAGGGGAUAUAUUGUAAUAACUGGGAAAUUGCACACUCUCCCAAGUGAGCAACAGUUUUCUGCAAAACAAAUGAAACAGGUCACACUGUGGUGUACAGAUAAGCACAGUUAUCUUAAAAUUCAAAACAAAAAAAAAGGCUACACUGGCUUUCUGCUUCUGCAGUGUACGUGAGCAACUUUUGUGCCUGUGCUCUUUUGGGUGGAUGAACUUUCUCUUUUGUUCCAUUUAUUUAAUAAAUACUUCUGUUAACACCUUUGUGUAUGUCCCAAUCCAAUCUCGGGGAGGUUUCGAUACAAUCCUAAGGACAAGAUUAAGACACUAAAUCCAGUCAGAUGUCAUAUAACCUUUCAACUUUAUUUCCAAGGUGGAGGGAGGAGGUAGCCAUGUGAGGAGGUAACCAAGGGGGGUAAAUGGGAAAAAACAAGAGAAAAAAGGAAAGGAGGAAUGAGAGAAAAGGAGAGAAUGAAAGGGAAUGGGUUUAUGUCUGGGAGGACGGAGGGAAGAGAGAGAAAGAGAUAGAAAGGACUAGCUCCCA